CACCGCCCACCCAAACCCCCCGCUCCCCGCUCCCCGCUCCCCGCCCCAACCCGUACCCCAAAACCCUUACUCCCCGCCGCGCCGACGCCAUGCUACACUCCGGCCUCUCCAAGUCCCACCCCUUCCCGCUCCUCGCGGCGGCGUCCUCGCCUCGCCGCAUUCUCCUCGCCGGCCUCCUCCGCGCCGGCUACCUCUCCAAGCAUCCGGCCUCAUCACCCGUGCCUCGUCCGGCCUCCACCGCCCGUGCGAGCUCCAGGGCCGCAACCUCCCCGGGCGACCCCUCCCGCUUCGGGCUGGGAGGCAGGGUUUCGUUCUCCACCGCCCCAGAUGGGUCCGCAUCGGCUGGCGGCGGGAGGGCGCUUCCCUGGCUUGCUGCCGAAGCUGGCAACAGCGGCGCCCCCGCUGCGAGGACUAGCGCCGGCCGCUCCUCCUCGUGGGAGAGCUCCGCGGAGAAGUUCUUCUCAAGAGACGACCAAUACACGCAAAGAGAAGUGUCGGGCGACAGGAGGUCGAACAAGGUGGCGAUUAGGGAGGAUGGUGACGAGAAUGAGCCAAUUGACAAUCCCAAAUGGGGAAGGAUUAAGGACAGGUACCGGCAAGCUGUGGGGAGGGAUGGAGGGUCCCGUGGGGAGAGGUUUAGGGGGGAGAGGUUUGACAAGCCACAUGUGAGGCAGUGGAACAACCAGGAGAACUGGGGGAGGAAGACGGGGAAGGAGGCAGGGGAAUCGACGGUGCCUAAGAUGGUGGGGCAAGGGGUUUAUGGUGUUGGGCCAGUGCUUGCAGCGCUCAUGGCUGGGAGGAGGGAGUUUUAUGCAUUGUAUAUGCAGGAAGGUAUGGAUUUGAGCGGGAGUAACAAGAAGAAGAAGGAUAAAAAGGCAGUCGAGAAAGUGCUGCGGAUGGCAGAGAAGAUUAGUCUGAAGGUCAUCGAGACGUCGAAGCAUGACCUUAACAUGGUGGUGGAUAACCGGCCACACCAAGGCCUGGUGCUUGAUGCAUCACCCCUGGAAAUGGUGAAUAUGAAGGAGUUGGAUCCAGUCAGGUUGGAAGGUGGAAAAGCACCUGUCUGGAUAGCCUUGGAUGAGGUUAUGGAUCCUCAGAAUUUAGGAGCCAUAAUUAGGUCUGCCUACUACUUUGGUGCUGAGGGGGUCGUGCUGUGUGCUAAGAAUUCGGCUCCAUUGAGUGGAGUUGUGAGCAAAGCUAGUGCAGGCUCGCUUGAGUUGAUCGAGCUGCUUUCCUGCAGAAACAUGAUGCAUUUCUUGUCUUCAUCAGCUGAAAAUGGGUGGCGAGUUCUUGGUGGUACCAUUGCUAACAAAGCUGUACCUCUUUCUGAAGUUCAAACAGGGGUGCCAACUAUUCUUGUAUUGGGCAGUGAAGGUACUGGUUUGAGACCCCUGGUUGAGCGAUCCUGCACACAUCUGGUCAGAAUUCCUGGAAAUGCUGGUGCAUUUGUUGAAGGAGCAGAUGCAGACACAGAUGAAGGGGAAGAAGGUGAUAGCUCUUCUAGUAAUCAAGAUUUGAGAUCGUUCCUUGCGGUGGAGAGUCUGAAUGUUAGUGUCGCAGCAGGAGUUUUGCUUUAUCAUCUGGCUGGAAAACAUGCCUGCCCCGUAAGUGAUACAUCUAGCGUUGCUCAAAUGUAAGGAUACUUUGUGAUCCAUGCAUAUCAAAGUUAUUACAAUUGCCCAAUUUAGUGCUUCUGCUAAAGACUAUAAUUUCUGUUGCAUGCUUUAAUUCUUCUGUUUCAUUAUAAAACUUCUUAGAUAGUCUUGAUAAUUUCUCAAUUCUUUGAGAAAUACAUUAUCUGUAUUCUCAUCAGGCUUAGUGCCUUAGGGGGGCUUUGUACUAGCAUUCUACACUGGUCAGUAACUCUGUAUCUUAUGUUGGUAGGAAAAAAGAAAUCAACUGAGAUGAUUUAUUGCUAA
Setaria italica (foxtail millet) is the source of this 1919-nucleotide messenger RNA. RefSeq names its product rRNA methyltransferase 1, mitochondrial. The coding region runs from base 90 to 1637 and encodes 515 amino acids. Gene Ontology annotation, biological process: rRNA methylation. Gene Ontology annotation, molecular function: RNA methyltransferase activity; RNA binding. Gene Ontology annotation, cellular component: chloroplast. The record is from RefSeq and is a predicted model, not a curated record. Lineage: Eukaryota; Viridiplantae; Streptophyta; Magnoliopsida; Poales; Poaceae. The transcript has a single exon.